GGUGUUUCAAAAUGUUUAAUUAACAAAACAUUACUUAUGUAUUCGAGAAGCCGAAAACAUUUUCUUAUCAAGUCUGAAAAAUGCAGUCAUUAAAAGCUGAAGAUCUCCCGGAGAAUCCGAGAGAGCGAUCGAACAUUUUUUCGAUAUUAACUUAUUGGUAUACUAUACCCAUUUUUAAAAAGGGUCGCAAAGUCACGCUGGAGACAAAGGACCUUUACAGGGCCUUGAAAGAACACAAGUCGGAGACCCUCGGCAACAAAUUAGCCACUGCCUGGGAAAGGGAGCUGGAGACCCACAAGGACAAGGCCAGCUUGCUGAGGGUUCUCCUCCAGGUAUUUGGCUGGAAUUUCGGUCUGCUUGGCCUGGUGCUCUUUAUCACGGAGGUCAUUGCAACUGCACAACCCACUUUUCUGCUGAAGCUUAUCUCUUCCUUUGCCUACGGAUCGGAGGCCAUUGAGCCAGCGUAUGCCUAUGCGGCUUUGAUGAUAUUGUGCUCCGCCCUCAACAGCAUGAUCAAGCACCCUUACUCGUUUGCCAUCACUCAUCUAGGCCUCAAGAUUCGGGUGGCUUUGAGCAGCCUUGUCUACCGUAAGAGCCUGCGACUGAGCAAGACGGCUUUGGGCGAAAUAUCUGCCGGGCACAUAAUCAACCUAAUUUCCAACGACCUGGGCCGCAUGGACACCUUCAUUCAGUUUACCCACAGCCUUUGGUUGGCCCCACUUCAGACGCUAGUGGUUACAUAUCUCAUGUACCAAAAGAUUGGAGUCGCCGCCGUGCUCGGCAUGUCCUUCAUGCUGCUGUGCAUACCCCUGCAGAUGUAUUUGAGCAAAAAGAUAUCAGUGCUGCGACUGCAGACCGCUCUUCGGUCGGACAAACGAAUGCGGCUGAUGACCGAGAUCAUUUCCGGCAUGCAGGUCAUCAAAAUGUACGCCUGGGAGCUGCCCUUCGAGCGGUUGGUUUCCCACGCCCGCAGGAAGGAGAUCAACACCAUGCGGCACGUGGCCUACAUAAAGGGCACCCUCUUGUCCAUCAACAAGUUCCUCUCUCGCGUGUCCAUCUUCCUCAGCCUGGUGGGGUUUGUGCUGCUGGGCCAGUUCCUCACGGCGGAAGUGGCUUUUCUGAUAACCGCAUACUACAACGUCGUGAACAUAAACAUGACUUCCUUUUUCCCAUUGGGAAUGACGCAGACGGCGGAGACCCUGGUUUCCAUUAAACGUUUGCAGACGUUUUUGCAAAGUGCUCAGGACAAAGCCUCGGAGAGCAGAUUAGAAAAUGCCAAAGCUGAAAAAGAUAACCAAGAGGCUGAGGAAAAACUCUUAGGAAGGACUAGUGCCAUCAUAACAGCCGUAGAACCGCUUCAUUCGAAGGCGCGAUUGUCCAUAAGUGGACUGAGAGCCAAGUGGGAUGCCAACGCGCCGGACUACACACUUAGCUGGGUGGAACUGCAGGUCCCUCCCGGCACUUUGGUGGCCAUUGUGGGUCACACUGGCUCCGGGAAAUCAAGCCUGAUCCAAGCCAUUCUGGGAGAGUUGCGCGCGGAAUCUGGCGAGAUCAAGAUCAAUGGAUUGAUGUCCUAUGCCUCCCAAGAGCCAUGGCUUUUCUCCGGCACCGUGCGUCAGAACAUCCUCUUUGGCCAGCCAAUGGACCGUCGGCGGUACGAUGCGGUGGUGAAGGAAUGCGCCCUGGAGCGAGACUUUGAGCUACUUCCUCUCAAGGACAAAACCAUAGUUGGAGACCGCGGAGCUUCCCUGUCCGGCGGCCAGAAGGCGAGAAUUAGUUUGGCCAGGGCUGUCUACCGGCAGGCCUCAAUCUACUUGUUCGACGACCCACUCAGUGCGGUGGACUCCAAUGUGGCCCGCCAUCUCUUCGAGCACUGCAUGCGGGGCUACCUGCGGGAUCGCAUCAUCAUUCUGGCCACCCAUCAGCUACAGUUCCUGCAGCAAGCCGAUCAAAUAGUGAUCAUGGAUAAGGGCCGCGUCAGUGCUUUGGGCACCUAUGAGGAGCUUGUAAAGUCGGGCGCGGACUUUGGCAGCAUUCUAGUUGAGCCAAAAAGUCAAGAGGAAGCGUUGGAGGAGAGCUCGAGCACCUCCAGUAUCAUCGAUCACCGACGCAGCAGUGUGAAAUCUGCCCUGUCCAAUGCGGAAUCCUGUCCAGAGAAUGCCCCGAAGGAACAGGUGAUCAACCUUGAGCGGAAAGAGGCGGGUCGCAGUGUUCUGGCAGUGGGCAUCGAUUACUUUAGGGCAGGAGGCGGACUCCUCCCCUUCGUCGUGAUGAUAAGCUUCUUCUUGGGCUCCCAGGGCCUGUCCUCGCUUGGAGACUACUUUCUGUCACCCUGGCUCUCGAAGAAUGCAGACAGUUCUAAGGGCUCGGGUGAUGUCAUGCACGACACCUACAUAUUUAUGCUGAUUACAGUGUUAACCGUUGUGGUGACCGUGAAGAGAUCCUUUUUGUUCUUCAAAUUUGCGAUGAAGGCCUCUGUUCAGUUGCACAACGCCAUGUUUCGGGGCGUUUGUCGAGCGUCCAUGUACUUUUUCAACACGAACCCUUCGGGUGGUAUCCUUAACCGGUUCUCCAAGGACAUGGGCCAAGUGGAUGAGAUGCUGCCCACUAUAAUGAUGACCGUCAUCCAGGACUUCCUCGCUCUCGCCGGCAACAUGGUGGUCAUAUCCAUUGUCAAUCCUCUGUUCCUCUUGCCUGCCCUCGCAAUUGGUGUGGUCUUCUAUCACAUGCGCUCGUUUUACCUUAAAACUUCAAUGGAUGUUAAACGUUUGGAAGCCAGUAAUCGAACACCGGUUUACUCGCAUUUAGCUGCCUCGCUUAAUGGUCUCUCGACCAUUCGCGCCUUUGGUGCUGAGAGCAUCUUGGAGGCGGAGUUCGAUGGUUACCAGGAUAUGCAUAGCUCCGCUGCCUACAUGUUCAUUAGCACCGCGCGCGCGUUCGGUUAUUGGAUGGACAUGUUCUGUGUGCUCUAUAUAGCGAGCGUCACUCUCGGUUUUUUCUUCUUUCCGCCUGCCAGUGGAGCCGAUGUUGGUCUGGCCAUAACCCAGGCCAUGAGCCUGAUGGGCACAGUACAGUGGACUGUCCGCCAGUCGGCCGAGUUGGAGACCACAAUGAUUUCCGUGGAGAGAGUGCUUGAGUACGAGGACAUUGAGCCAGAGGGAGCCCUGGAAGCCCCGGCGGACAAGAAGCCACCCCAAUCCUGGCCAGAGGAUGGUAAAAUAGAGUUUGAGGAGCUGAGUUUGCGUUACACCCCGGAUCCCAAGGCUGAGAACGUGCUCAAGUCACUAAGUUUCGUGAUCAAGCCAAGGGAAAAGAUAGGCAUCGUAGGACGCACUGGCGCGGGCAAGUCCUCGCUGAUAAACGCCCUCUUCCGACUGUCCUACAACGAUGGAUCCAUCCUGAUAGACCAGAGGGAAACUACUGAGAUGGGUCUGCACGACCUGCGUAGCAAGAUCUCGAUCAUCCCCCAGGAACCAGUUCUGUUCUCCGGCACAAUGCGUUACAAUUUGGAUCCCUUCGACCAGUACAGUGAUGAGAAGCUGUGGCACUCCUUGGAGGAGGUGAAGCUUAAGGAUGUGGUGGCCACUUUGCCAACUGGCUUAGAGACCAAAAUCACCGAGGGAGGAUCCAACUUUAGCGUGGGUCAGCGACAGUUGGUCUGCUUGGCACGGGCCAUUCUGCGGGACAAUAGAAUCCUCGUGAUGGACGAGGCCACGGCCAAUGUGGAUCCCCAGACGGACGCUCUGAUACAGACCACCAUUCGGAACAAGUUCAGGGAAUGCACCGUCCUGACGAUAGCUCAUAGAUUGCACACCAUAAUGGACGUGGACAGGGUAUUGGUCAUGGAUGCUGGACGAGCUGUGGAGUUUGGGACGCCCUAUGAACUUCUGACCGCGGCAGAUUCUAAGGUGUUCCAUGACAUGGUCAAACAGAUGGGACAGGCCUCGUACGACGGCCUUCAGAAGGUAGCUCAAAAAGCCUUCGAAAAUGCGCAGAAUCUGGAUAGAAGCCUUUCUUCUUAGGUACUUUUGUCCGUUCAAUUAAAUUAAUACGUAUGCCCACUCAUAGGCUUAAUUUAGUUUGAGAUGUAGUUAUUUUUUGGUAAUAACUAGGAUCGAGAUGUAUUUUUUUUAUCAGAUUUAUCAUCUUUAAACACAUAUAAAGUUUUCCCAUCAUUUUGUGUCGUAAACAUAAAGAUAAGUCGAGGGCAAACAGCAAAUAUUUGAUAAAUCUAACAUUCACGAAAAGAAAAGAUGUAAUUUCUUAUCAACUAACUCAUAAUCUAGCCAUUUUUUACUAAACAUUUGUUAUCUAGAAAUAUGUUAAUCGCUGCGAGACUUCCCGGUACCCCUGCACUUACAUAGAAAAAUACCGGGAAGUUUCGCAGCGAUUAACAUAUUUCUAGAAUGGUUGUAAAUUUAAUUA
Messenger RNA from Drosophila biarmipes, 4425 nucleotides. Its product is annotated as probable multidrug resistance-associated protein lethal(2)03659. Gene Ontology annotation, molecular function: ATP binding; ABC-type transporter activity; ATP hydrolysis activity. Bases 81 to 4022 code for a protein of 1313 amino acids. Gene Ontology annotation, biological process: transmembrane transport. Gene Ontology annotation, cellular component: membrane. The record is from RefSeq and is a predicted model, not a curated record. Lineage: Eukaryota; Metazoa; Arthropoda; Insecta; Diptera; Drosophilidae. The transcript has 10 exons.